Molecule: messenger RNA, 1465 nt
Organism: Cucumis melo (muskmelon)
Lineage: Eukaryota; Viridiplantae; Streptophyta; Magnoliopsida; Cucurbitales; Cucurbitaceae
Product: RING-H2 finger protein ATL16-like
Exons: 1
Coding region: 106-1161 (351 amino acids)
Biological process (GO): protein ubiquitination
Molecular function (GO): transferase activity
Source: RefSeq, a predicted model, not a curated record
UUUUAUCACUCUCUUGUAUGAAGAUUUUGUCAUCAAACUACCAACAAUUUCCUACUUCUCAGCUUUCUUUUCAGGAGUUCUACCUAAAUCUUUCCACAUUUUCUUAUGGAAUCAACUCAGACAACCCUUCAUAGCUUUGAGUUUCAAGCUUUUCUACCCAUAAAAAAUCAACAGAUUACAACUUAUCAUUCUUCUUUUUCUACUGUUUCUGAUUCUGCUUCUCCUAUUUUAGGUGUUGUAAUUCUAAGUGUGAUGGGAACAGCUUUCUUGCUUUUGGGUUACUACAUUUUCAUCACCAAAUGCUGCUAUAACUGCCAUCAAUUUAGUUUCCUGAGAAGGUUUUCAAGUUUUCAUACCCCUCAACAACAUGAAGAUCCUUUCAUAGCUCUCUCCCCAACAACAAUGUGGAAUCGCGGCCUUGAAGAGUCUAUGAUUCGCCAAAUCCCGGCUUUUCGAUUUGAAAGAGAUGGAGAACAUAGCGGUAUCUAUGGCUGUGUUGUUUGUUUAAGCGAGUUUCAAGAGAAUGAAAUGCUAAGGGCUUUGCCUAAAUGCAGCCACACAUUUCAUUUGGACUGCAUUGAUAUCUGGCUGCAAAGCAACUCUAAUUGCCCUCUUUGUAGAACAAGCAUUUCAGGUAUAACAAAGCCUCCAAUUCAUCAAAUUGUAGCUCCAAGUUCUUCUCCUCAAAACUCACAACUUCUCUCCAACAGCUUAAUGGGAAGUGAUGAAGAUUUUGUAGUUAUUGAACUUGGUAGUGAAGAUGAAGUAGUUUUCUCAGAAGGUCAACAAGAGGGUAAUGCUUCAAGAGAUGUACCAGUUCAACAGACUCCGAAAAAGACCGAGAACAAGAUCGGGAAACCCAAAACUCGAAAAUGUCACCAUGUCUCGAUCAUGGGAGACGAGGGUAUCGAUGUUAGAGAAAAAGAUGAUCAAUUUUUCACUCAACCUAUCAGAAGAUCCUUUUCCAUGGAUUCUGCAGCUGACCAGCAGCUUUACUUAACUGUUCAAAUGAUAAUCCAUCAAGGUAGACAAAUCACCGAGUCUAGUAGUAGUAGUAGUAGUAGUGCAGAGAGUGACAGCAGAAACCGAAGAUCUUUCUUCCCAUUCCGGUCGGGCCGUGGAUGCAAAAAUGCAAUUCUUCCACUUGAAUCUGAUAUGUAAAUAUUGUAAGGAUUGAUUCAUUUAUUCAGAUUUACUCUCUGUUUGCUUUUGAUUUUAGAAGUCAGUGAAAAAGUUUAUAGGUGAAUCAGGUAUUACACACAAAACAGAUGUUGUUUACUUGUAAGUUCUUGUUAUGAAACUUCACUCAUCAUGGAAAAGAGAUGGAAAAAUGGAGCUUGUUGAAACUUUGGCAUGCUACGGCAAAUCAUUGCUUAAACCACUAACCGUUGCUUAGUCUCUCUUUCUUUUCUAAGUCAUCAUCAGUGAGAAUCAUUGCUUGUCUUCUUUCUUUUGGAUCUUGGUU